Messenger RNA from Lagopus leucura (white-tailed ptarmigan), 4783 nucleotides. RefSeq names its product ADAMTS like 2 (gene ADAMTSL2). The transcript is spliced from 18 exons. NCBI's taxonomy places the organism in Eukaryota, Metazoa, Chordata, Aves, Galliformes, Phasianidae. Gene Ontology annotation, biological process: extracellular matrix organization. The record is from RefSeq and is a predicted model, not a curated record. Gene Ontology annotation, cellular component: extracellular matrix. Bases 117 to 2975 code for a protein of 952 amino acids.
GUACCGAUAUCGAUACCGAUACCGCCUCCGCUGCACCGCUCGGCCCGAGGGGUCCCCGCUGUCCCCGUGCGGACGGCGCUCCUCCGACCGUAUCCCCCCGUGGCGGGCGGGUCUGUAUGCAGGUACCACCCCUGGAUCAAGCCCUUGCAGUCACUGGUGGUGGGGGUCCUCCCAUAGGGCUGCAUGGGGUCUUGCUCAGCACGGCGUGGUUGCUCCGUAGGAUGAAGAUGCUCAGGUGGAGGUGGAGCAGGGUCUCUGUCAGUGUAUGGUCCUGGCUGAGGGCUGCCCUGGCCCUUCUCGUCGUUGGCAACAUGGCCUUUGUGAUAGCUCAGGACCUGCCUCAGACCUCCAACAGCCUGGAGGAGGGUGCAGAUGUCACUGCGUACUGGUGGGGUGAGUGGACCAAGUGGACGGCGUGCACGAGGAGCUGUGGUGGAGGUGUGAAGUCCCAGGAGAGGCACUGCCUGCGGCAGAGACGAAAGUCAGUGAGCGGGCUGGCUAAUAAAACUUGCACUGGAACAUCCAAAAGAUAUCAGCUCUGCAAAGUACAAGAGUGCCCUGCAAACGGAAGGAGCUUUCGAGAGGAGCAGUGUUCAUCCUUUAACUCCCAUGUGUAUAAUGGAAGAACGUAUCAAUGGAAACCUUUAUACCCUGAUGACUAUGUUCACAUUUCUAGCAAGCCCUGUGACCUCCAUUGCACCACUGUGGAUGGUCAGAGACAAUUAAUGGUUCAGGCUCGGGAUGGAACAUCCUGCAAAUACACUGAUUUCCGAGGGGUUUGCGUGUCUGGAAAAUGUGAGCCAAUUGGCUGCGAUGGCAUUCUCUUUUCCACCCACACCUUGGAUAAAUGUGGAGUUUGCCAAGGAGAUGGGAGCAGCUGCACUCAUGUGACGGGGAGUUACAGGAAAGGAAACGCUCAUCUGGGCUAUUCCCUGGUAACGCACAUUCCUGCUGGAGCAAGGGAUAUCCAGAUAGUGGAACGGAAAAAAUCUGCAGAUGUUCUGGCUGUGGCUGAUGAAGCUGGGUACUAUUUCUUCAACGGGAAUUACAAAGUUGACAGCCCAAAGAACUUCAACAUUGCAGGCACGGUGUUCAAGUACCGCCGGCCCAUGGACGUCUAUGAGACUGGCAUAGAGUAUAUUGUUGCACAAGGACCAACAAACCAAGGAUUGAACAUCAUGGUCUGGAAUCAAAAUGGCAAAAAUCCAUCCAUCACGUUUGAAUACACUCUCUUGAGGAAACCACACUCAAAUCUCCAGCCCAUCUACUACACCUUUUCUGAGUCAGAUAGCGAAGAAAGCAGGGAGUUUGAUGGAGAUGUGCCAUUGGGCUUUAUCCAACACAACGCAACCUAUUUUGGGAAAAUCUCCAGGGAAAGGAUAGACUUGGAGAACCAGGUGUUUGGAAGACAGGACACGGAGGAAGAUUUAAACUUGAGCAAAGAUUCAAACGUAACCAGGUCUACUUACCAGACAGACCAUGACGACAGAGACUUUGACCCCAGGUUCACCUCCAGGGAAUUCCUUUCGGAGAAUGCCAUCACAGACAAACUGCUGGACAAGGCCUCUGACUCAAAGGAGUUGGUACUCAACAUGACCAUGAACAGCAUCUUUGCCCAGGGAGACCCAAUCAACUCUGUGGGGUCCCACAUCGACAGCCUCUACGUUGACUACGAGGACACUGAUGGCAUUGUGACCUAUACCAUCAAUGGCACAUACAUGGAGCUCAGCAAUGGCAAAGCCAUCAAUUCAUCUGCAGAGACACCGUUUUCAAAUGCCACUGUCACCAUGACCAGCUCUCAAGGGAACAGAACCCACAAAGCAAGAAACAGAUUGAAGUUGUUAAGAAAGGGCCAAGGUGUGAGUGCUGCUGACAUGUACAGGUGGAAGCUUUCCUCCCAUGAACCCUGCAGCUCUACAUGCACCACAGGAGUGAUGUCCACGUAUGCUAUGUGCGUUCGCUAUGAUGGGAUCGAAGUGGACGAUACGUACUGUGAUGCCAUGACCCGCCCUGAGCCUGUCCAUGAGUUCUGUGCUGGGAGAGAGUGCCAGCCAAGGUGGGAGACAAGCAGCUGGAGUGAGUGCUCCCGUACCUGCGGUGAGGGCUACCAGUUCCGCAUCGUGCGCUGCUGGAAGAUGAUCUCUCCAGGCUUUGACAGCUCUGUCUACAGCGACCUCUGUGAGUCAGCUGACAUCACCCGGCCCGACGAGCGCAAAGUCUGCAAGAACCCGGCCUGUGGGCCACAAUGGGAGAUGUCUGAGUGGUCAGAGUGCUCUGCGCGGUGCGGUGAGCGCAGUGUGGUGACGCGGGACAUCCGCUGCUCGGAGGAGGAGAAGCUGUGUGAUGCCAGCGCCCGACCCCUGGCUGAGAAGAACUGCACAGGGCCGCCCUGCGACCGCCAGUGGACCGUGUCUGAUUGGGGACCGUGCAGUGGUGGCUGCGGACAGGGCAGGAUGAUCCGACACGUGUACUGCAAAACCAGCGAUGGGCGCGUGGUGCCAGAGUCGCAGUGCAACCUGGAGACAAAACCUCUGGCCAUCCACCCCUGCGGGGACAAGAACUGCCCGUCACACUGGUUGGCACAGGACUGGGAGCGGUGCAACACCACGUGCGGCCGGGGUGUGAAGAAGAGGAUUGUGCUCUGCCUGGAGAUUGUCAAUGGCAAGAUCAAGACUCACAACCCCACUGACUGCGACGUGGCCAAGAAGCCUGUGGAGGAGACGACGUGCUUCGAGCGGCCGUGCUUCAAGUGGUACACCACCCCGUGGUCAGAGUGCACUAAAACCUGCGGCAUCGGUGUGAGGAUGCGGGACGUCAAGUGCUACCAGGGAAAGGACAUCGUCCGUGGCUGCGACCCCCUGGUGAAGCCGGUGGGCAAGCAGACCUGUGACCUGCAGCCCUGCCCCACCGAGCCCCCAGGUGAGCCCCCUCCUCAGCAGCACACCUUUAGCUUUCAUUUUCCACUGCUAUCUUGAUGGUCAUCUCAGGAUCUGCCCUCUCUAUGCCCCAGUAAUGGCACUGUGUGCUGUACCACUGUGUGUCUCUAUACAUGACCAUUAAAUAAAGGGGAGAGCUCACAAGCAACGUGCUCUGACCUUAAGAAAAAAGGGAGCUGCAGGGAGCUCGGGUGGUGCUUCUGUGUGAUUCCAGCUCAUGUCUAAGAAGUUUUUCGUCUGUGCCAUUAUUUUAAUGAUUUUUGGUCUCUGAAUGUCCUGCGGGAUUUGUAACUAUCUCAUUAUCUGACUCGUCUGCUGGCUCAAAGCCCCUGUGAUCUUUAGCAAACACACGGUUCUAAUUCUUUAAUAGGAUUUGAGAAUAAGGCUGAGGUGGGAGAAGAGCAGGAAGACAGCAGGCAGGCCUGGGGCAGCUCCUGGCUCAGCGGGUGCCUUUGCUGACAGCUCUGCCUUGCCUGUGGGUCAGGGAUGUGGUGUGGGAAUUUGGGGUCCUCUGAUGGUUUCCCCCCCCCCCAGAGCAAGCUGUGCUUCCUAUGGAUACGAUGCAAAAAUUGUAACUUGUAUACAGACUUAAAGCAAAAUACUGCUCUGGAGGGGGCUGGAUGUGUGUUGUGGUGGUUUUUGCUCUCUUCCUUCUCUCCAGCAGCUCAUCUGCCCCAAAUACCUCAAGUAGUAUUUUUGGGCAGGAGUUGUGUGCUUAGGACCUCCUCUGUGCUCCCAUGGCAGCCCCUCUGCUUAGGGACAGCUCAGUCCAGUAUCACUCGGUGGCUCUGGUGAUCUCUGGGCAAACCUGUUCCAUAGGGAAGAGCCUGAGCUGCAGAGUGGGUCCGAGCGAGGAUCCCUGGGUCAGGCCAUGUGUGAUGGAAUGUGAACCUUGGCUUGGCUGGAUGAUGAUAUUCAUGGAGAAAGCACAUGGCUUUUCCAGGGGAUGCUCUGCCUGGUAAUAGGGACGUGGUGGUGGCAGAUGGGGUGAUGUUUUGCACAGCCACACAUCGGGCAGUGUGUGGUGCCAAAGGGAAUCAGUGUGAACUUGCAUUGCUGGCGUUGUGUUUUAUUCUUUCCGUACCCAUUUCUUCUUCUCUCCCUUACAGACGACAGCUGCCAGGACCAGGCAGGAACCAACUGUGCUUUGGCCAUCAAAGUGAACCUGUGCAGCCACUGGUACUACAGCAAAGCCUGCUGCCGCUCCUGCCGCACCCCCCACUCGUAGUGCAGGGCUGGGGCCGCAGCCCUGCUGGUGAGCAUUGGGGAUGGAUGUUCCUUUCCUCGCUCCACUGGCACGGCUUGCUUUCAGAGCUGCUGUACAUUGGUUAUCAGAGCUGUACAUACGAUCGUGUAUAUUUGAUUUCCCCCAACAGCAGAUGUUCACGUGGUUUCACAAGGUCUCCUCCUUUGGUUUCUUUUUGCCUAUGCAAAUAGGGGGUGGGCAUGGACCCAUGGGAGUGAAAGUACCGGUGUGUUCCCUAGCAGAGGGGGUGAGUGCCUCCUCCCUGCUUUCUCCUCAAUGCUCUCUCACAUUUAACACAGUGGGAAGCAGAUUUUCAUUUGCUAAAUGAACUCAAGCCCAAGCCCUCUUUUGUAAUAUGGAGGUGUAUACUUUUUCAGAGGAUUUUAUCUCGUAACCAAAUGUUAGUGCCAUAGUCCUUACAACCUCCCCCCCCUCAAAUGCUGACAUAUUGUAUAUAAUAUGGAAACAUUACUGCACUUUAUAUCACAAAAAAGACGUGCUCUUUUUUAAUAUAUUUGUUUACAGACAGUGAACUUUAUCCACGUAAUCAUUAAUUUGUACCCAUGUAUAUUUUAAUAAAGUUGUCAUAUUUAUGGUGGUA